AUGUGUUCAUCUGGACUCAGUGUAGUAACCGCGCCAAUGGCCAUCACGGCAGGAGCCUCUGGUGUGGGUGUGGGCUCAGCUAUCAACAAGCUUAAUGAUGUAGUUGCCAUGAUUGCACAAGUAAGAAGCACUGCAGCUUCUUUAGGCAUUUCAGCUGAUAGAAGUAGCUUAGCUGACGAAAAAAACGUCAGUGUAACAUAA
Molecule: messenger RNA, 201 nt
Organism: Linum tenue
Lineage: Eukaryota; Viridiplantae; Streptophyta; Magnoliopsida; Malpighiales; Linaceae
Source: the annotation of a GenBank genome assembly